This is a messenger RNA of Bursaphelenchus okinawaensis, 3054 nucleotides long. Lineage: Eukaryota; Metazoa; Nematoda; Chromadorea; Rhabditida; Aphelenchoididae. The record is from the annotation of a GenBank genome assembly.
AUGAAAGAGUCUGUAGCAGAAAGAUACGCAGAAACAAAGCUUAGUCUACAGAAAUAUUAUGAAAACUUGGUAAAACUGGAGAUUUCUGAUCCUGAAAAGUUCCAUAAAGUGUCUUAUUUGGGUAUCAAACGGUCAAAGCACGAAGAGAUACAAAAAGAAAUAGAAGAUGCUCCAUGUGUGGAUACGAUUGGCCAAGUGGGUAUUUUUGACGAUGGCAUACCUUUUUAUCAUUAUCGACGAGCGGCUUUUACCAAGGAAGGAAAUCGACGGUUGGCCGAGUUUGGUGAGUUAUCGUGAGAUACAAUAUUAUAAGACAGAGUAAAUUGGAGGUAGAGUAAGGUAUGGCACGGUAAGGUAGGGUAGAGCAAAAAAAGACGAAGCAAGGUUAGGUUGAGUAGGAAAGGGUAGGAUAGGGUAAGGAAGAGUAGGGUUAGAUAUUGGGUAGGGUAGGUUAGGACAAGGCAAAGUAUGGUAAAGUAGGGUAAGGUAAGGUAACGUAAAGAAUAGUACGAGAAAGCCAAACAAAUUCAGGUAUAAUACGAAGGACAUUUACUGUACCUUUUACCAUAAUUAUAUUAACCACCCCUUCCAGGUGUAAAGCUAAAGCAAAGUCGCUUCGAUCCCACCGAAGAUCGCCAAAUCAAGCGAAAUUGGAAAAGUUACUGUAAACUGACCAAUCUCUUUGAUCCGUCAGAAGCGUCAGAGGUUUUCUGUGAUGGUCAAAAGAGAGGCAAACGUGUAGCCAAAGAUCCCUACUUCUAUGCUUAUCUUUGUAGAGGUUUAGUCGACAGAACAUGUGCUCAGGUGGUACGACGAGUCUACAUAUUGUUCAACAAAGCUCAAGAAGCAGGUGAUGAUCGAGAGUGGACUGAGAGUGAAGAUAUCAUGCUUAAAAGUAAGAUCAUUUGUAUUUUGAUACAGAAAUACUAUAGAGAGAUCUAGGAUGGUAUACUAUAAUAUAAAUAGCAUUGAUAAAAUUUAUAGUUAUAGUAAUACCUACUGUAUUUUUUGGCGUAAAUUGAUAUCUUUACGCUUAUUAGACCUUUUAAGCCAGGAUAAUACCUAUAUAAUGGUAGUUAAGCCUAGGAUAAUAUCCAUACAAUGAUAAACCAUUUCAGAACUAGCCAAAAAACACAACAAUAAAUGGGCAACUAUUGGUCGAAAAUUGAAUCGUACCAGAUUUACAUGUUAUCAUAGAUAUACGAAACUGCAGAAAGAUGAAAAAGUUAAAAGUUGCUGUUUAACAGCUACUGAAGAUAACAAUGGUUUGAAUAUCGAAAAUGAUCAUUCUGAAAAUGAGAAUCUAAAGACAAAAUCAACUUCUCGUUCAAGGUACUGCAAGAACACAAACAGCUUGAUAACCGUGUUGGAAGAACUUUUGAAAGCUGAAGAAGAAAGUUUGAGAGAUAAGAUUAAGAUUGUCAAGUUUCGAGAAUGGUAAGUGGUCAUACGAAUACUAAUAUCAAGUAAAAUGAGCCAAUAUCAAUGUUUUAAAAUCACACCUGUGUAUAAUUAUAAAAUUUAGGUUUACAAAAAGACAUGCCUUAACUGAAUACGACGAGGCAAAAAAAAACUUGAUGUGCCGACAAUUGCAAGAUGUUUUAAAACUGUGCGAAGCUUACAGGCUGUUCGAAUGUCUGCCAAUAGAGCAUUGCAAUUGUUAUAGUAAGCCAUACUAUACGUUGACUUUUAAAAACCUUAAAAAACGUUAAAAAGUAUUAACUUUGUGAUAUUGAAGAGGUACUAGAGCAUAGAAAUGAAUAACAUUAUAUUUCAGGCAAGCUCGAGUUCGUCCACUAUUUCCUGACCAACAAAAAAGACAAAGGAUCUCGCACAGCCAAAGCUAUGGAAGAUUUGUUCUUAAAAUACGUCGAUGAUAAAACAUGGACGCCAAGAAACAGGGUAUUGCUGUGCCACAAACUGGACAUAACUCCAGAUAAAGAAAACACAGAAUCGGGUCAAAUAAAAAAGAUACAAGAUGCUAGUAAAGAAAGGCAUCUAUUAGAUGAAGAUCAAAAUGGUUAUGAAGAAAACCAAAUAGAAAAAGAAGAAAAUCAAGACAAAGAAAAUGGCGAACAAGUUGAAGAAGGUCAAGAAGAAGCUCAGGUUGAAAAUAGUGACAAUGAGCAACGAAAAAAUAAAAAUUCAAAAAGAAAACGAAGUAAAACAAAAGAAAAAAGAGAGAAAAAGCAAGAAGAAGAGCAGUUAAGCCAAGAAAAUGAAGCCCAACAAACAGAUAAAUUGCCCAAAGUAAGUGAAAACCAAAGAAGAAUAAACAGCAAACGAAUUAAACCACAAAAAGAAACACAGGAGAAUAGAGAAGGACCUUUUGAAGAAAAUAGGGAAAAUCACGUAGAAGAACUACACCGUGAGCUAGUAGAAGAACUGCACCAUGAGUCACCAGAAGGACCCAAAAAUGAAAAAGGAACAAGAAAGAGAAGUAAAACACAAACGAAAAAACAAGAAAAUAAUGUAGAACGUCCUGAAAGUAAUGAAGAACCAACAAAUAAAAAGAAAAAUAAAAAAGAAAAGCAAAAAGAACCAGAAGAAGAAAGACAAGUAGAUGAAGAAACACAAGAAAAAGCUGAUGAUUGCCUUAUAAUUAAAACUGAACAAGAAAUUGAAUUUGACACGCAACCAACAUAUUCAUCUUACAACAACUCUAAUUAUGACCAAGAGGGAUACAAUGAUAGCUAUUCCUCACCAUCUUCAAAGUCUCGAGGCAAAAAUAAAUCGACUAGAGCUUCAAAUACAAAUGGAAAUCAAAGAGGUGACCAACGAUAUACGAGUGAUAAUGAAGAAGAAGAAAUUGAUCCAGACAGCAUUAUUCGAAAUUUGUUAAGUAUGCUCAAAGAUAACAACGUUUCAUGUGAAAAUAAAAAUAAAAAACGGGCUUCAAAUGAUCGUGGUGGUAACACCAAAAGAAGAUACAACAAUUCAACAAAACGGUAAAAAUUAAAAAAAGUCGCUUUAAUUAACUUUAGAAUAAACUUUACACCAUAUUGUUUUGAUUGAAUUAUUGAGGAAUUUUACAUUACAGUUAGUGUAGACUAG